Labeo rohita (rohu) is the source of this 3436-nucleotide messenger RNA. Its product is annotated as calcium homeostasis modulator protein 2-like. Gene Ontology annotation, molecular function: monoatomic cation channel activity. Bases 1227 to 2156 code for a protein of 309 amino acids. The transcript is spliced from 2 exons. Lineage: Eukaryota; Metazoa; Chordata; Actinopteri; Cypriniformes; Cyprinidae. The record is from RefSeq and is a predicted model, not a curated record.
GCGGCGCGGACGCGUUUGAAAAGACCGAGCGCGCCGCACCGCGACCGCGUCGCUUCCGUUACGAGCGCGGCUACCGCGCGUCUACAUUUGAAAUAACGAACUUGAGCGCGCAAAAGACGCGAUAUGUGAACUGCCCCUUCAGGGGCUAUCUGAAAAGCAUCAAAACUCUUGACAGGCCUACUCAAUUUACUCCAGACAGGUAAACAUACCAUCUUGUUACGUUUAGUUUGUAAUUCUACGCGCACCUUUCAAGUUCACGCAUUUAAAUGGGCCAGCAAAAUGUGUGUAACGAGUUAUUUUAUGACAGAACAGACACAGUGUGUAUUAAAAUCAAAUGAUUUUUGGUCAUUUUUAAUAUUAAUGUUAUAGGUUGAACAGCUGUUAUUGUGCAGUCCUGUUUUGCCCUGGACAUUAAAAAAGAAUAUCAAUUCGAUCACAUACGUGAUUAAUUACAUUAAAAUUUUAUGAUAACAUAUAAUUACAUGACUAAUGACGGCGUUUGUAACGAGCAAACAGCUUCCAUAUAAUCGCCAAAAAUCUGUCACUCACAAUGUUCCGUUAAAAUCAUUAAAUCUGAUUUACUAGAUUUGUUUUGCAUAACGUGGGGAGGCGUUUUAAUGUUGUCCUGCCUGUUUUUAGUUAAAUGCUCAUACUUUCCACUGGGGCUGUAACCAGAUAUUGUUCCUGCUGAUGAUUCAGAGCAUUCAGAGCGGCAUGCACGCAACGCACAGAGCUAAGGAAAGAUCUCACAACUUCAACACAACAUGAGCUACCUACAAAAAACUCAUUCGUUCUAAGAACUUCUUUUGCUGUCUGCACUUGGCUGUACAUAUUUUAAAACUUUAUGACUGUUCAACGAGACCAUUUGUACCUCAUUGCAAAGGAAUGUAAGUCUUUCCGUUUCUAAAGGUUUUAGUUUCCAAUUCGGGUUAGUGCUGUGCUGAGACUUGCCCAAAGGAUCUUUGUUCAAAUAGCUUUUCUGCAUGAAAACAGUCUUUGAAUUGAAUGUGUAUCUCCUAAUAUCUCUAAUUCGUACACAUGCAUCAUUUUUCGUGUGUACCUUUCUCUAGUUUUUAGAGUCUGUUUCUGCUUUUCUGUAUGAUGGUGUUUGAUAACAAAAACAGACUUUUCACUCUUCAGUUUUUGUCAGCGAUUUAAGAUUACAGAGACUAUCUGAAAGACUUUGUUUAAUCUGCAUUAAUUCACGUUGAGAAAAUCAGGACAAGAUGGCUGCACUCAUCUCAGAAAACUUUAAAUUUGUUUCGCUCUUCUUCAAGAGUAAAGAUGUCAUGAUCUUCAAUGGCCUUAUAGGUUUAGGGACAGUAGCCAGCCAGACAGCAUACAAUGUUUUUGCAUUUAACUGUCCGUGUGCACCAAAGAAGAAUUACAUGUAUGGCCUGGCAGCCAUUGGUGUACCAGCCUUGGCUUUCUUUGUCAUUGGGUUGAUGCUCAAUCGAAAUACCUGGGAUGUUGUGUCAGAGUGUCGGACCAGAAAAUGUCGGAAGUUAUCACUGUCUGCUGCUUUUGCUCUGUUGGGCUCCAUUAUGGGGAGAGCAAUUGUUGCCCCCAUUACUUGGUCAGUUAUUUCCCUCCUGAGAGGGGAGGCGUAUGUCUGUGCCUUAAGUGAGUUUGUAGACCCCUCUUCUUUGGAUAAUUUCCCUCCUACUCCAAAUAUUCCGGAGAUCAUGGCCCGGUUUCCGUGUUUGGAUGUACCUGCACCAUUUGUGAACUACUCGAAAGUGAUCGAACGCCAGUUAAAGUAUGAAUCACAGCUGUUGGGCUGGUUGGUGGUGGGAAUAAUUUCCCUUGCUGUCUUUCUGCUCCUCUGUAUGAAACACUGCUGCUCUACCCUUGGCUAUCAGCAGGAGGCGUACUGGUCCCAGUAUCGUUCCAACGAGCAAGCUCUAUUCCAGCGUACAGCUGAACUGCAUGCUAAAUACCAUGCUGCUGAAUGCGUCAAGAACUUCUUUGGAUUUGUGGCAUUGGAAAAUCAGGAGAAACAGGAUCUAGAAGACUGCAAGGAUAUCAAGAGCGUCAUUCCCAGACUGGAAUGGAACCGCAUCACUGGGGUUUACAUGUAUAGAGAGAUCGAUGACACUCCGGUGUAUAGCCGCUUAAACAAAUGGGACAUGUACUCAAAGGAGAACAACUGUUAGGCGAAUGAAAAAUAUUUUGUGGGUUCUCUUUUCAAUACCCAUUUAUUGUUUUUAAAUUGUUUAUUUUGUUCCUUCAUGGUAAACAUGCUUGAGUAUUAUGUCACUGAAGGCUAUAAUUCAGAUCGUUCAGGGUUUUUUAUUUAAAAAGGGUAAUAUGAUCUGAUUGAGCUUUGUAGAGAGGUGACUGGCAGCUUAAAUUGUCAUAUUUUGAAAAACGCACAAAAAAACUAUUUAGCAUCUGUUUUAUAAGACAAGAUGUACUCUCAGGUUGAGAUGACUUUAGAAACAAAUUUGUCAGAUGCACGUUUUUGUUCAUAACAAAACAAUGAAAUGAUGAAAAGUAUACUUUUCCAUAAAGAUGGAAAGAAUUGUUCAAAUGACGUUAUUAACUACCACUGACGUGUAAUUUAUGUCAUUUAAGAGCGUUAGCAGAUGUUCUUAUUAUGCAAAAUGACCUACAAAAGUGCAUUAGGAAUACACAGGAAACCACUGUGAUCAACAGAUGGCAAGCAUGCAAUUUGUAAUGCUAUCUACAAUGUAAGAAAUAUUGUACUAAUAGUAGACUGUUCAACUCAAAGCAGAUACAGCCUACACUCUUAAAGGGAUAAUUCACCCAAAAAUCAAAAUUUUGCCAUUAAUUACUCACCCUCAUGUUGUUCCAAACCUGUAAGACAUUUGUUUAUCUUUGGAGCACAAAUUAUUAUAUUAUUUUUGAUAAAACCCAAGAACUUUCCAACCCGACACUGAUGUGGAAGAGAAGAAAUUGUUGAAUAAAGUCGUUAUUUUGGUUUUCUUUGCACACAAAAAGUAUUCUCUUAACUUCAUAAAAUUAUGGUUAAACCACUGAUGUCACAUGGACUAUUUUAACAAUGUCCUUACUACCUUUUUGGCCCUUGAAUGUGGCAGUUCCCUUGCUGCUCUUGGAUUUCAUCAAAAAUAUCUUAAUUUGUGCUCUGAAGAUGAAUGAAGGUCUUACUGGUUUGAAACGACAUGAAGGUGAGUAAUUAAUGACAGAAUUUUCGUUUUGGGGUGAACUUUACCUUUAAAAAUAAAGGUUCUCUAUUGCCAUCUAUGGUUCCAUUAAGAACUGUUAACGUUUAAUUGCACAUUAGGUUCUCUGUAAUGUAUUGCUUUUAUUUUUCUCAAUUUUUACUUUAUUUUUCUUAAUGUUCUUCUUUCUCUCAUGCUAUAUGGUUAUGUAUGUAUGCAUAUAUGUACAUGUAAAGCUCCUGAAAUCCUCAUCAGAUUGUGUGUUGUGCAUACUUGGGAAAUAAAACUCA